Messenger RNA from Suillus subaureus, 1392 nucleotides. Its product is annotated as glycosyltransferase family 50 protein. Lineage: Eukaryota; Fungi; Basidiomycota; Agaricomycetes; Boletales; Suillaceae. Gene Ontology annotation, biological process: GPI anchor biosynthetic process. Bases 1 to 1392 code for a protein of 463 amino acids. The record is from RefSeq and is a predicted model, not a curated record. The transcript is spliced from 3 exons. Gene Ontology annotation, molecular function: alpha-1,4-mannosyltransferase activity; GPI mannosyltransferase activity. Gene Ontology annotation, cellular component: glycosylphosphatidylinositol-mannosyltransferase I complex; membrane.
AUGCAACCCAACACCAGUGCUACAUGGCAGGGCCGUAUCCCUUGUUUUGAAAAGCUGCUGGUUAUUUCUGCUGUCCUUCGUGUUGUGCUCAUACUGUACAGCGAAUGGCACGAUGCGCAUUCGAUAGUAAAGUACACCGACAUCGACUAUCGUGUAUUCAGUGACGCUGCCAGAUUCAUCCUUUACCCCAAACUGCAGGGUAAUACUGCAAAGGGGCCACUUGCACCUCUCUUUUUUACUGUCGGAGAUCCGUAUGCUCGGGAGACCUAUCGCUAUACUCCACUACUGGCCAUCCUUCUCCUUCCAAAUGAGUGGCUGCACCCGUCAUUCGGAAAGUACUUGUUUGCUGCAUGCGAUCUAAUAAACGGCGCCCUCAUUUAUCAAAUUUUGAUGUUGCACAUCCUUCCCCAUACUAAAUCAUUGGCACCAGAUGUCUCCGCAGAGAACUCGAAACGCUUUAUGCGUGCAUAUGCAACUCUUCUAGCGGCAACCCACCUCUUGAACCCUCUUGUAUUCACUAUCUCAACGCGUGGUUCUUCUGAAGCGAUUCUCUGCACUUUUGUCCUCUUGACAUUGUUCUACGCACUUGAACGUCGACACAACGCUGCCGCCGUGAUGCUGGGACUCAGCGCUCACUGGAAAAUCUACCCGAUUAUAUAUGGGGUUAGCUGUGUCUCUGUGAUUACCUUGCAGCAUGUCGAUGGAGAAGGGUGGGAUUUUGCGUAUCUACGUCGUCUGGUUGGAAGACAGGCGCUUUGUUUCGCCCUGCUUAGCGGAGGGACAUUUAUUAUUCUGGGAGCAGUAUGCUACGCUAUGUGGGGAUACCCCUUCCUCUACGAGGCAUAUUUAUAUCAUACAGACCGGCGUGAUCAUCGGCACAACUUUUCUCCUUACUUCUACCUCAUCUACCUCACAUAUUCUAGUUCUGGAAGUACAUCAGCCGACUUACCCAUCUGGCGCCAGCUGCUCCGCUCGCCGUUUACGAGUCUUAUACCCCAACUGACGUUGUCCCUCGGGACUGGCCUCAUCCUUGGCCGACUCUCGGCCGACCUUCCGUUCGUGUGGUUUGUACAGACGUUCACAUUCGUGCUCUUCAACCGCGUGUGCACGUCUCAAUACUUUAUUUGGUACACCCUCUUCAUACCCCUACUUGUACCUCGCAUCACCAUUUCGUGGAAAAAGUGGGUGAUGUGUGGAGUAGUCUGGAUGGGCACGCAAGCGCUGUGGCUUGCAGAGGCAUACAAGCUGGAAUUCCUCGGUGAUGAUGUGUUCUUUGGGCUUUGGGUCAGGAGUUUGAUUUAUGUCGCUGGUCAUGCAUGGGUACUUGGGGUCAUCAUGAGUGGAUAUACACCCUUCGUAUCAUGUAACCAGCACACUCAGGCACCUGAGUAG